Molecule: messenger RNA, 874 nt
Organism: Acanthoscelides obtectus
Lineage: Eukaryota; Metazoa; Arthropoda; Insecta; Coleoptera; Chrysomelidae
Source: the annotation of a GenBank genome assembly
UGUUUUCAUGUUUUGUGGUGUAUAUGUUUUGUGUUAUUCAUGCUGUAUUUUCUAUUUUGUUUUUUUUAAGUUUUAUGGAAAAAAUUGAAAUGUUUUUCAGAAAAGUAUUGCAGUAUUCUGCCCGGGCUAUAAAUACACAACGUAAACUUCAACCGUCCUUAUAUCAGUGGCGGCAAAUAGCACGAUCUUGUUCUACCCAAGUGAACCCCUACUUCAAAACUGAAGAAAACAGGCAAGCCCUUGGGAUCCUGGAAAGAAAACUCCAGCUAGGAUAUACGUGCAAAGUCUGCAGUACUAGGAAUAACAACUAUAUAUCCAAAGUGGCAUACACAAGAGGAGUAGUUAUAGUUAAGUGCACAGGAUGCAGUAACAACCAUUUGAUAGCAGAUAAUUUGAAUUGGUUCACAGAUUUGAAUGGAAAAAGGAAUAUUGAAGAUAUUUUAGCAGAGAAAGGCGAACAAGUUACCAGAGUUGAUGCAGGCUGUAUAGAAGCUACAAGUGAAUAGGAAUAUGGCGAGACAGCAUUCCACUUUCUAGGCUUUUUCGCCACAUAUCGCUGCCUAAGGGUUUUAGUAAUGGGGGUUGAUAGUGGAGACUGGAGAGAUUCAGCGCGGUAGUUUGACAUCCUGGCAUUCAUCAGGAGAUCAUAAAGGUUAGACAUAACUGGUAAAUCAACAUGUGGAGUAUGGCGUUGGUACAUACGGAGUCGGCAAAAAGUUGCCAGGCUUCAUCUUACCACCGCUAAUACCACUGCAGGGAUCAUUGUAGAUGUGUGCUCCCUCAAGUGUGUCUUCAGUAAAAUGCAAACACGUUUGAGAAUAUUGUUUUUUAUUUUGUGAUUUAAAAAAAAUGGAAGUAACAUGCCAAAUGACCG